AUGGCAGAUACAAAUGAAGAUAUGGAUGUCAUGAAUGAAGAUGAUAUGGAUGAUGAAGAAUUUUUUGAAGCUAUAAAGGGUAUCUUGAUGGCAAUACAAGCAAUUAUCCAUCUGGAUUGUAUGGGAGCGAUUGAUGGGACACAUAUUCCAGCAAUGGUGAAAGGACCUGAGAUAAGCGCAUACCCAAACCGAUAUGGAAAAACAUCACAAAAUGUAUUGGCUGCUACUAACUUUGACUUGGAAUUCAUUUAUGUGCUCAGUGGGUGGGAAGGUUCAGCUCAUGAUUCAAGAGUACUAAAUGAUGCAUUGACAAGGAGAAAUUGGCUUAAGUUACCUCCAGGUAAAUUUUUAUUGGUGGAUGCUGGAUUUGCAAAUAGAAGUGGUUUCUUAGCACCUAUUAGAGGCGUCCGCUAUCAUCUCAAAGAGUUCAGUGGUCAGGGUUGCCACCCUGAAAAUGCGCGUGAUUUAUUCAAUCUUCGUCAUGCUUCCUUGAGAAACGUAGUUGAGAGAAUAUUUGGAGUACUUGAAUCCCGUUUCACAAUAUUCAAGACUGCACCUCUAUUCCCAUUUAAGACACAAGCGGAGCUAAUGUUGGCUUGUGCAGGACUUCACAACUUUCUUCGUAAGGAAUGUCGUUCUGAUUUAUUUCCUGUUGAACCGGAGGAUGAAGAAGAUUCUGAACAUGAAGAAGAUCCGGAAGAUGAAUUCCAAACCCAAGACCAACAAAGAGAGGAAGCUAAUGAUUGGAGAAUGGAGAUGGCUAAUCAUAUGUGGAGAGAUGCAAGACCUGCACCUGAUCCUGAACCCAAUCCUCCACCCGUUGUUGAAGGCAACAAUGCAGCAGAACAAUCAUGA
Messenger RNA from Rosa chinensis, 855 nucleotides. RefSeq lists its product as uncharacterized. NCBI's taxonomy places the organism in Eukaryota, Viridiplantae, Streptophyta, Magnoliopsida, Rosales, Rosaceae. The transcript is spliced from 3 exons. Bases 1 to 855 code for a protein of 284 amino acids. The record is from RefSeq and is a predicted model, not a curated record.